Molecule: messenger RNA, 1727 nt
Organism: Ilyonectria robusta
Lineage: Eukaryota; Fungi; Ascomycota; Sordariomycetes; Hypocreales; Nectriaceae
Exons: 4
Source: RefSeq, a predicted model, not a curated record
CCAUGCCCGAGUUCAAGUUCGUGGUAUCAGACAGAGCUACUCAGCGACCAUCAGCAGCCGUCAGAAGUCAUGCCGUAAAGAGUGGUCUCGAACGCAAGAACCGGGCGGAGGUUGCAAGCGGGUCCAGGGACUCUCAACUUACCAUCCGACAGAGGGAUUCGCUCAAAGGGCGGUUCAAGCUCACAGAUGCGACAUUCAAGCCCAGGAAGACGGCUAAAGUGGGUGUCAAGAGUGGUGAUAUUGCCACAUCGCAAGCACCAAGGGCAAAGGACGGUGUGAUUUCGCGAGAUGGCAUGGUACUUGAUGCAAGAUAUGCCAAUCCUUCGCUUUCAAGUGCACAGAUGCAGCUCGUCAAAUCGCCCAGUCAAGGAAGAAGUGAUCCGUUUGGCACCUUUCCAGUCCCCCUAACUGGAGAUGUCGAGAAGUUGGCCAAGUUCUUUGUUUCUCGCUUCAAUCUUCCCGUGCCCAUCGCGGCUAUUCAGAAGCAGUGGUGGGAUUACGCUCUUUCCGAUGCUCUCGUCAUGCACUCGACAUUGGGCCUGGCGGCGGCAACAUGGUCUACGCUUGUUCCCAGCACAAAGAGAAUCGCCCAGGAGGGAUAUAGGCAAAAGGGUCUUGCUCUCCAGGGAGUCCAGGAGAGACUCGGUAAAGGCAACACUGCGAUGGCUUUGGUCGCGGUCAUAGCUAACCUCGCCAAUACUGAGGGGGUCGAGGGCAAUUUCGCUGUUGCUCGUGUCCAUCUUCAAGGGCUGGACCUGCUCGUCAGGGCGUGGGCCGGCGGAUAUGACGAGAUCAAGAGUAAUGUCAACGUGGCGAGAACAGUGAACUGGUCGGAUAUUCAAGCAGCAAACGGGUUGGGGUUGAGGCCAUUGCUUCCACUGGUCAUGCCUCUCGAAUCUGUUUUACUGCCACUCAGUGUCCUGACUGCUGCGGAACAACCAAGUCUGUCCCAUUUGCAGGCAUUCGAAAGGAACUCUGACGACGCAACUGUUAGGUUCUGCUUUUCGCUCGUACGGCAAGGCCAAUACUCGUUGGCGAGCGACGAGGUUCCACCGUAUGAUUUCCGCAUCAUCAUCAAUGCCUUCGACCACUUCCUUGCCGACGCAUUAGGAGGCAACACUCUGUCGGACUUGGGACGGGUUAUCGUGACAGCAGCACAGGUAACAUACUACGCCAUCGUCCGAGGAGUCCCCCCUACUGCUCUUCUCCCCCGUAUCAUCGUCCGAAGACUGCGGAAGCAACUGGACAUUGCGAUUCCCAUGUUUGCAAGCCGCUCAGAGUUUCAACAUGGACUUCUCUGGUGUCUUGUGGUAGGAUCAGCCGCCGCCUACGAGACGGGCGAAGACUGGGAUACCUUUUCCAAAGAUUUAUCAGCAACACUCACGGCUGGGAAUAUCGAAGGACCUCGAGAAUUUGAGGCGAUUAUGAAACGUUUCGUGUGGCAUCAGAAGUUCCCUGGAAACUUUCUGGAUAAUCAUGCUUCAUCCUUAUUUCCUCGAAGUUUGAUGCACUGAGUAACGCUGAGACAGCUCAUGCUCUGUUGCUCAUUAGUUUAGGUGAUACCGUAACCUACAUAUCAUCUGAAUUACAACCAGCGUUUCUCCAUGCAACAAAAACGAAGCAGAUGAUUGAGCCGAGAAGCAGGAACACACAAAAUCGAGGCCUAAAAUAAUCGGGCAUGUGAGUCUUCCUUGUGUAUAGUAGGAAGUAAUGCAUUGUAAAUUUCU